Molecule: messenger RNA, 1818 nt
Organism: Phytophthora sojae
Lineage: Eukaryota; Oomycota; Peronosporomycetes; Peronosporales; Peronosporaceae
Exons: 1
Coding region: 1-1818 (605 amino acids)
Cellular component (GO): membrane
Source: RefSeq, a predicted model, not a curated record
AUGGCUACCGAGUCGGUGGUGUCGCCGCGCAAGCGCCUGCCGCGGCUGAAUCAUCUGGAGCAGCACGUGGCGCCGGGCGGCGGGUCCGUCCAAGAGGGCGACGUGUCGCUGUCGGUGGCGCCGUCCUCGCCGUCUACGGCGUCCACCGCCAGCUCGUCCGACAGCAAGACUGCCGAGACCAAGACGAAGCUCAAGGCCGCGUCGCCCCCGUUCGAGCAGAGCCGCCUGCACGAGCGCGCGACGUCGAGACUCGUGGCCAAAAACGGCGAGGCUAACGACGAGCGCGUGAGCGACGUGAGCGACGAGAGCGAGGGCGAGGGCGACACGUCGCUGAGCAGGACGCAGCAGCUGCGCAACUGGCUGCGGCGCUUGAAGCAGACGUUCGGCCUGUCCUUCCUCAUGCUGGUGAGCACGGUGUACGCCGUGCAGGGCUUCACGAGCUUCAGCGCGCUGGCGGUCAACUACUUCUUCAAGGACAACCUGCAGCUGCAGCCGGCCGAGUCACAGUCGCUACUCACGGUAAUGAUGGUGCCCUGGGGCGUCAAGCCGCUCUACGGCAUCAUCUCGGACAGUCUGCCGCUCUUCGGCUACCACCGCAAGUCGUACAUGAUCCUGUGCAGCGCUCUGGGGGCCAUUGCCACGCUGACGUUGGCCGUGCCUGACUUAAUCACAACCCCGCUGGGUGCAGUGCUCGUGCUCAUGCUCAACAGCCUGUCGACGGCGGUGAUCGACGUGGUGAUUGAUGCCCGAGUCGUGGAAAUGUCGAGGCUGGACCCCAAGUACGGCGCGAACGACCUGCAAUCGGUGUCGUGGGUGUCCAUGUCGGUUGGUGGCGUGCUCGGCUCCUUCCUGUCGGGGCCGGCGACGCACAAUUUGGGUGUGCGCGGCGUCUUCUGCUUCGCUGCCGUGGGUCCGCUGACGAUUUUGAUCUUCUCCAUGUUCAUGCACGAGCCCAAGACGACGGUGAGCAAGCGCCACUUCAAGUCCUCGGCCAAGAGGCAGCUGCGGCAGCUCAAGGGCGCUAUCUGCACGCCCGUCAUUUGGAUGUGCGCGCUGUGGGUGUUCCUGUCCGGUGCGAUCAGUCCCGGGUAUUCGCAGGUGUUUUUCUACUUCUCGACGGACGUGCUGAAGUUCACCCCCGAGUUUUUGGGAACGGUCUCUGCGUUCGGCUUCAUCUUUCUCAUGGUGGGGACGAUGCUGUACAAUGCGUUCUUCAAGGACAUGUCGUUCCGGCGAAUCUUCUUUAUUGCGCAGCUCAGUUUGGCGGUGGUGUCGCUGCUGGAUAUCGUGCUGGUCACGCGAGCUAAUCUGGAUGUUGGUAUUCCUGACAAGGCGUUUGUGCUGGGUGAUGCGGUAAUUGCCGAUGUCAUUAGCCGCCUCAAGACGAUGCCGGUUAUGGUGCUCUGUGCCAAGCUGUGUCCGAAGGGUAUCGAGGGAACGUUGUUCGCGCUGCUGAUGUCGAUCUCCAACUUUUCUCGAAGUGUCAGUGAGUUCUGGGGCGCACUCGUCUGUGCGUGGUUGGGCAUUGCGAAGGACCAGUACGACAUGCUGUGGCUGGCCAUCAUCUUCCGCAGUGCACUGAAGGUGAUCCCAAUUUUCUUCCUCUUCCUGAUCCCGGCGACGGAUCCACAAGAAAUUGUCGAUGAACUAGACUUCAGCUCGCCUGCCCACGGCGAUGCGAACAAGGAUAACCACGAGGACGAAGAAGAAGAGGGUGAAGACGAACACUCCGGCACGAUUCGGGAAGACCACACGGUGAAUGACUGCUCGCCAACAGAAGAGGCUGAGUUGAAAGGCUCGGCGGCAGCAGUCGUUUGA